Messenger RNA from Branchiostoma floridae (Florida lancelet), 1764 nucleotides. Its product is annotated as C-type mannose receptor 2-like. Bases 1 to 906 code for a protein of 301 amino acids. Lineage: Eukaryota; Metazoa; Chordata; Leptocardii; Amphioxiformes; Branchiostomatidae. The transcript is spliced from 4 exons. The record is from RefSeq and is a predicted model, not a curated record.
AUGGCGAGGGAAACGUCCUGUGGGUAUGUCCGAUGUGGCCACCCUGACCAAUACCGCUGUGGUCUAGUCUACACCCCUGGAUAUCCAACUGCCUUUCCCCGGUCAGUUAUCUGCCUGUGGACCAUCGAUGGUCCUCCUGGAAGCUACGUCAGUCUUCUGUUGCUGGACGUAGAUUUGCCCUGUAGGAGCCGUGUGCUACAAGUCAGGGAUAGGUUUCUGACAGUAGGGUGGAACACGAUCCACGGGCUGUGUCGCGGUGAGGGCGAACAGAAGCGUUAUGUGUCGAGUUCCAACGAAAUGCGUUUGGCCAUGUUAGCGACCAGCCAGGAUGCUGAUAUUGGUAACAGUCGCGGAUUCAUAGCAACGUUCAACGUCAGUACGUUUAGUGCCAGUCGACAGGUGAAGCACCUGCCUGACGAUGCAGGUUUCAUUUGCCCGUGCGGUUGGCAUCUGUUCCGCCGAAACUGCUACCAGACCUUUCGACAUCACGUACCGGUGAACUGGGAGGAUUCAGACGCCAAGUGCCGAGAGUAUGGUGCCAACUUAACCAGCAUCUCUGAUCGGGCUGAGAUGGAAUUCCUCCACCUGCUUUUGGUCACCAAUGUUGUCGUCAAACGCAUCGUUGAUCCGAUGCUUUUUAUUGGUCUAUACGAUACCCACCUGAACCGAACCUUCGUCUGGACCGAUGGUAUUCCAGUGACUUACAUGGACUGGUCACCAAUGGAUGUCAGAACCUGGUUCCCACAACCGGACGGCGCCAAGAUCAACUACUGCGUUGCCAUAGUGAUGAAGAACGUCUGGGGAACUGACCAAUGGUACGACGUGGCCUGCGAUGAUCGGGCCACUAGAUCUUUCAUCUGCAAGGGAGCGGCCGAAAAAGUGACACGAUCGGGAGACAAUGCUUAAAGAACACACUUAGAGAUGGCGGAUAAACUCAUUUAUUCAUAUUGUUAUGUCCUACUCUACCUUUAAGUCACGCAAGCAUAACGGCACUCAGAAUGGAUAGCAACGCUUAAUAUUAAUGAUGUAUACCUUAAAUUGUAGACAAAAACAGGCGCGGGGGUUCGAGGCGAAAUAAAGAAAAAAAAUCUCACGUACGCCACAGAAUUGGGUUAACUUUUUUACCUGUUGUAAACGUAUGUAAAUAGGCUAUUUUGACGUCUGCAAUGCAUCUGCAUUAUCAAUGAUACUGCAAAUUUGACAUAACCAAUUACCAGAAUACAUUAUUCAUGCAAGGAAGAAGCAUAGUCUAGAACUUGGCAAAGAAGCCAGUGCAUUAUAUUUAUAUAGAAUUAGAGAAAUAAUACACAAUUAAUACAACUCAAUCCUGCGUUCAGUUGAGUCAUAAUGAUUGGUCGUUAUCAGUCAAUUCUAAAGGGUUAAAGACAUAUAGCAUAUUAUUCAACCAUAACCGUAUUCAUCCAGACGUAUCAAUAUCUAAGUGUUACAUUUUAUAUUAGAUAUUCAGGAUUUCUUAUUUAUAUCUAAGACUUCUGUUGUCAAUAGCAAGCACAGAUACGUCAAAAUGGUGUCAUAAAAUGACGUCAUAUCUACAGAUAUCGAUCCUAAUUUUUGAUUAUUAAGCCUUGAAUGUCUUCAGAUGCAUAUUCUUUAACAUAACCCCGACAUUCAAACGUCGUAAAAGUAUCCUAAUUACUGGCAAACCUAUUUUGGCGGCCAAAUUUGCAUAGCCACCACUACGCCAUUACGGUCACUUUUUCUCGAACUAUUGGGUUUUUCCUGUUGACCAAGUACCUAAUCAUU